This is a messenger RNA of Haliotis rufescens (red abalone), 864 nucleotides long. RefSeq lists its product as uncharacterized. The transcript has a single exon. The coding region runs from base 1 to 864 and encodes 287 amino acids. Lineage: Eukaryota; Metazoa; Mollusca; Gastropoda; Lepetellida; Haliotidae. The record is from RefSeq and is a predicted model, not a curated record.
AUGCUCUCCACUCUGUCCUCUAUCCACCUCACCUACACUCUGCUCUCUGUCCACUUCCCCUCUCAUCUGCUCUCUGUCCACUUCCCCUCUCAUCUGCUCUCUGUCCACUUCCCCUCCCAUCUGCUCUCUAUCCACUUCCCCUCUCAUCUGCUCUCAGUCCACUUCCCCUCUUAUCUGCUCUCUGUCCACUUCCCCUCUCAUCUGCUCUCUAUCCACUUCCCCUCCCAUCUGCUCUCUAUCCACUUCCACUGUCAUCUGCUCUCUAUCCACUUCCCCUCUCAUCUGCUCUCUAUCCACUUCCCCUCCCAUCUGCUCUCUAUCCACUUCCACUGUCAUCUGCUCUCAGUCGGCUUCCCCUCUUAUCUGCUCUCUGUCCACUUCCCCUCUCAUCUGCUCCCCAUCCACUUCCCCUGUCAUCUGUUCUCCAUCCACUACCCCUGUCCUCUGCUCUCGAUCCACUUCCCCUCCCAUCUGCACUCUAUCCACUUCCAGUCAUCCGCUCGCUGUCAACUUCUCAUCUCAUCUACUCUCUCUCCACUUCCCUCUCAUCUGCUCUCUAUCCACUUUUCUGUCCUCUAUUCUCUAUCCACUUCCCCUCUCAUCUGCUCUCCAUCCACUUCCCUGCCCUCUGCUCUCAACCCGCUCCCUCUGCACUCUGCUCCUCAUCCACUUCCCCUGUCCUCUGCUCGCCAUCCACACCCAUUGCCCCUGCUCCCCACCCCUUCCACAGUAACCCGUUCCCUAACUAUUCCCCUUUCGUCCAUCCUUCGCCGCUGCCUAAAGUUCUCCACGCUCCCUUUGCCCCCUGUUCUCCUCCACUGCUCCUUCCCCUACCCCCGCUGUUCAGCCCCUCCCCCAACGUGA